AUGCGAGCCUGCAUUGGUCGGGGCUUUGCUGAGCAGGAGAUGCUCAUCAACACUGCCUUGGUCUUUCAAAAAUUCCAGCUUGAGUUCGCCGAUCCUUCUUACGAACUAGCGGUUGUGUCGACACUCACAAUCAAGCCGAAAACCUUCAAAACGAAAGUUCGGCGCCGCCAUGGAAAAGGACUCCUUACGGGAGUCCCUGGUGGGAGCAAUGCAGGAGACAUUGAGGAACGGAUGGAGAAAGCAGGCGCAAAGUCCAUUGCAGCUAAGAACUCACGAUCUGCGAUCACCAUUGUAUUUGGUGGUAAUACCGGAACAUGUGAGGGAUUCGCUUUGGAAUUUGAGCGGCAAGCGUCAGAACUUGGCUAUCUACCCACCAUUAUGCACAUGGAUGCAGCGACUGAGAACCUACCCACGGAUCAGCCAGUCAUCAUUGUGACUGCGUCGUAUGAGGGUCAGCCGCCAGACAAUUCAAAGAAGUUCGUUGCUUGGCUAGAACUCAUUCAGCAAGAAAACAAGUUGGAUGGAGUCAAGUAUACAGUUUUCGGAGUAGGGAACUCAGACUGGGCUAGAACUUACCAACGGAUCCCCAAGCUUGUGGAUGAGAGAAUGGCUCAACUUGGGGCUUUGUGCAUACUGGAGGCAGGAUUUGCUGAUGUCAAAACCAAUAUCCUUGGACCUUGGGAAGAAUGGUCUGAAACUCUCCUGCAGAAGCUGGCAUCAUCCGAUGACAGGGCUCUUGAUGAACGGCCACUCAUUUCCGUCUCAAUCGUCCCCCGCAAACGAUCUCAAACAAGUGGCGGUCAAGAAUUGGCAGUUUGUCGGGUCAGACAUAUGGACAUAUGCCUCCUAGAAGGACAGUCUUACCAAGCUGGAGAUUAUCUCGUGGUGCAGCCGAGAAAUCCACAGUCAGGUGUUCGUCGGGUACUCAAAUACUUUGGCAUCUGCGAAGACGACAUCAUGCACGUCCAAGGGCCCAAGAAGAAGUUUAUGCCUACGGAGCCGAUGCCGGUCAUGCAAUUUCUUGAGAGUACGGUCGAGUUGAAUACUCCAAUCACAAAGCGCCAGCUGGUGAUUCUCGCAGCGAGCGCCAAUGGAGACUCAAAAGUGCAGCUUCAAAGUUUAACAGUCGAGCAUGCAUACAACGAUCUACUUCAGAAGCGCUACAGUAUUAUCGAUGUGCUUGAAGACCAUCCUACAGACCUUGAUUUUGGUACCUAUAUUGAUAUGCUUCAACCACUCACUCCUCGCCAAUACUCCAUCUCCUCGUCCCCCCUUCAUCCUCGCAACGGCUUCUCCGGUUCCAACGUCGCCUCUAUAACUUUUGAUGUACACGAAUCGCCGUCCAUCUCUGGCCACGGCAUGUUUUAUGGCGUCGCAUCCACCUACAUGGCUUCGCGCAGCGCCGGCGAUUACAUUGACUGCUACGUGCACCCCACCAACAUCAAUUUCCGGCUUCCUACAAGUCCGGAUGUUCCCAUCCUGAUGGCUGCAGGAACUGGAAUAGCUCCAAUGCGCGCUUUCCUGCAGGAACGUGCCAGUAUCGCCGAGACUGGCGUGAAGAAGCUUGCCCCGGCAAUUCUCUUUUAUGGAUGCCGCGACCCAAACAAUGACUUCCUCUACCACGACGAGUUGCGGUCCUGGGAGGACAUGGAGAUCGUCACGGUCAAGUCGGCCUUUAGCAGACCGCUCGAUGUUCCGCUCCACGAUAUGUCCAAGAUGUCAUUUGGGAAAAUCGGGAAGAAGUUGCGCGCCUCUUCCGCUCUGGGGGUAAAAUAUUCUUGUGUGGUAGUGCGGCACGGCUGGGGAAAGGUGUAG
Penicillium egyptiacum is the source of this 1815-nucleotide messenger RNA. The record is from the annotation of a GenBank genome assembly. Lineage: Eukaryota; Fungi; Ascomycota; Eurotiomycetes; Eurotiales; Aspergillaceae.